CAGGAACACCAGGGUUGCAUUUCCGCUAGCUAGAUUCCGCUCGGGCUGUGCGCUACCGUCGCCAACCCGCGGUGGCGGUCCGCUCAUUUCCUUCUGCCACCGUAGCUGGACAUUGUGUUGCAUAACUCGUUUUAGCUGAUCCUUUGUCAGCUUCUGAUCGCCUCUGGACAAGGACGGUGAAUCGUCCAGCUUUGACCCUGAGAUUUAAUGUGCCUGAGAGCCUGACACACCUCUGACCUAUGGCAACCUCGGAUGCCACCACUUGUGCCUCGCUGAGUACCAUUGUGCCUGCAGGUUUCCACUAUGAAACCAAACAUGUCCUGCUGAACUACCUGGGAAUGCUGCCUGUUAAUAGAUCACAGCCACCAGCCACAGAACAAGUUAUCCAGAAUGAAAGAAACCGAAGGAUAAAAGUGGAGACGGACGAAGCUCUGAGGCAGCUGAAGGACGAAGUGUCUGCCUCUGCCUCCGGUUUGGGCUUUGACCACCUCCUGUCUCCAGUGUUCAGCCCAGUGGACCCAGAGAGCUCGGUGGAAGACUGCCUCGCUGCAGUUGGAGACAAAGUGGCCAUCGAGCUUGGCACACACCUGGCCACAGCUGCCCAAGCACUCCUCAGCGGACCUCUGGACUACCCACGUUUCAGAAGCACGACCCUGGAUCUGUCAUUGCACACACAAGGAGGCUGGAACAAGGUUCUGGUGCCUCUGGUGUUGCUCCAGGCUCUGCACAGGGAGGGUCAAUCUCUGGAAACACUGUUGGAAGUGGGGCUGCACUUCCUGGAGGAGGAGGAAGCUGAUUGCAUCAUCCAGCAAGGAGGAUGGGGUGGAAUAUUGGUCUUGGUGCCAGAGGAGCAGUGUGGUUCGACUGUAGCUGAAGACAGCAACGACAUUUGCAUCAUCCCGGAGGAGCAGCAUCCGGACCGGCCCAGUCCGCUGCUCUGCACAGCCGACAGCAGCGAGCAGAGCUCCUGGCAGACGGAAAGCCUUCCCGUGUCUCUGGCUGGUCACGAGUCCUGGGCACAGGUCGGUGCAAUGGACCCCGAGGAUGUCAAGAGUCUGGACAGCAACGAGGGCGUGGCGCUGGCCGAGGAGCGCAGUGAGAACAACUCCUCCAACUCGGACAUCGUCCACGUGGAACGCGAGGAAGCCGAGCUGCUGGAGGAGGGCGGUGAGGUUGGAGUCACAGAAGAAAGUAUGAUUAGCGUUUUAGGAACAGAGAGCGAGCUAGCUGAGCUGAGGGCGGAGUUUCAAGACCAGACUUCAGGUGUUCCAGUGCCGACUGGGCCAGACUGUACAGCCGCUGCAUUCUUGGUUUCACUGGAGCCGGCCGUGGUCCUGGAGACACCCGUCAGCUUGUCUGAAGAGCCCUCUCUCAUCUCCGCAGAACCAGAGCUACUUCCCCCUGUCCCAGAACCUGCUGAUUGUGAAUUUUCAGCACCGUUACUUGUUCCUGCAGUAGAACCAGAACCAGAACCUGUGCCUCCUGAGAUAGAAAUCCCUGCUCUAGCCAAGAAAAACGUAGCGGCACCAGCAGAAACUGAGGUCACAUCAGAGCCAACGUCCGAGCUACAGCAGGAAGUGGAGCCUGUCCUAGUGCCUCAUCACCCAGAACCGGAUACCACAGAGACUGCAACACCAGCGUCCGAGGUCCCGGCUGUGGAGAUAGCAGUGGCUUCUGCUGAAGUCCCCGCCGAGGAGGCCCUUGUGGCCCCUGUAAACGCCCCAGCGAUCUUCAUAGAUGCCCCUGUAGCUCCUAAGGAGGCCCCUCCUCAGGAGGAACCAGUGAAGCCAGCACCUGCAGCUGAGUUACAGAUGCUGUUUUAUGGAGGCUCUGCGCUGGUGCUACUCGCUGCCCUUCUAUACGGCAUCAUUUCACUAAAGAGGAGGUAGAGAAAUGAAAUGUCAAGAGGGAGAAUGCAAGGCAAGUGAUGAAAGUAAAUCAUUUAAGUUAGACCUUUAAAAUUAAGUUGAUCUAAUUUAGCAUCUUUGAAAGUCUGAAGUCCACUAAGUGCCCCUAAGCUGACCAAACCCUCCUCUGCAGCUGCUCUAGUCCUCCAGCUUCAAACGCCACACGUCUGAUCGGUUUUCUGUUGUCUUUGACUCCCAACCUCUUUUCUGUAGGAUUUUAGUUUUAGACUGAAAUCAGUUCUCGGUGGCUUCAGUUUGUUUAGUCCCACCGGUCAGUAACCCUGUGUGGAAAAAGUUGGUCUUGGAGAUGAAAGUUAAAGCAGGCAUCACUGUCAUUUAAAGCCUUCCCAUACAAGUUUUUAAUUCAGAUUUACCUUCUGAGGACAAAUUCUUAAAUCCAAUGUGGUAUUUUAUAUUCUGUGAAACUUCCGAGUUGCAGCAGGAAAACUGGGAUAAUCUCUUCAUGAACUUUAAACAUUACUGCAAAUGCAAAUGAGUUUUAUUUGUGUCACUUACACCAAUAAAGGAUUUUUGCCCUACCA
Messenger RNA from Nothobranchius furzeri (turquoise killifish), 2449 nucleotides. It is a transcript of the gene bcl2l13, whose product is annotated as BCL2 like 13. Lineage: Eukaryota; Metazoa; Chordata; Actinopteri; Cyprinodontiformes; Nothobranchiidae. Gene Ontology annotation, biological process: regulation of apoptotic process; apoptotic process. The record is from RefSeq and is a predicted model, not a curated record. Gene Ontology annotation, cellular component: membrane; mitochondrion.